UCAUCUGUCCCGCUGUGGGAUCUCUUCCAUUCCCACUCAGCUGCCAGGCUGCGGCGCACUGAGAGUCCUGCCAGGCCCACGCAGCUGCCGCGCCUCAGAGUGGCAGCUUUCAACCUGCCUGCCAAAAUAAACUCACCUCACCUAUUUAUGCCCCCUGCCUCCUGCGCAGCUCCUCUGGACGCCUUGACGCGCGUGGGAUGGUCACCGGUGGGGACUCUGCGAUGAGUCCUGCUCCACCCUCACCUGUCUAAUCCCACAGUCUGACAGAAAGUGGGGGGACACUUCCACGCUUCUUCGGCCACGCCGCGGGGAAUGCAGCUCCCCACGCUGGUGACGUGCCUGGCCGGGUGCGCCUUCCUCCUGUGGCCGCUCAGCGAGGGCUGCGGGCCGGGGAAGGGCCACGGCAGGAGGCGGGCCCCGCGGAAGCUGGUGCCGCUCAUCCUGAAGCAGUUCAGCCCCAACGUGGCCGAGCAGACCCUGGGUGCCAGCGGGAAGUUUGAGGGGAAAAUCACGCGGAACUCUGAGCGCUUCAAGGAGCUCAUCCCCAACUACAACCCGGACAUCAUCUUCAAGGAUGAGGAGAACACAGGUGCAGACCGCAUGAUGACCCAGCGCUGCAAAGACAAGCUGAACUCCCUGGCUAUCUCGGUGAUGAACCACUGGCCCGGGGUCCGCCUGCGGGUCACAGAGGGCUGGGACGAAGAUGGCCACCACUCCACCAACUCCCUGCACUACGAGGGCCGGGCGGUGGACAUUACCACCUCGGACCGGGACAGGGAGAAGUACGCCAUGCUAGCGCGGCUGGCGGUGGAGGCGGGGUUCGACUGGGUCCACUACGAGUCCAGGGCCCACAUCCACUGCAGCGUCAAGUCAGACCACUCGGUGGCGGCCAAGUCCGGCGGCUGUUUCCCCGGCAACGCCUCGGUGAUGUUGGAGAGCGGUGCUCUGAAGUCCAUCGGCGACGUGCGUCCCGGCGAGCGGCUCCUGGCCGCCGCAGGCAGCGACGGGGAUUUGAUCUUCAGUGAAGUCCUGACCUUCUUGGACCGGGACCCGACCCCCCUCAGACUCUUCAUCGCCCUGCAGACGGAAGCCGGGGCCCAGAUCUCCCUCACCGCCGCCCACCUCAUCUUCGUGUCCGAGAACUGCUCAGAGGGGACGGCUCCGGCCCCCGGCGUCCUGAGGACGGAGUACGCCAGCGCCGUCCAGCCGGGACAGUGUGUCCUGGUGUCGGACGGGGGACCGGGGCGUCUGUCCCGGAUCAGUGGGGUCAGCGUGAGGGUGAGCAGGGGGGCGUUCGCCCCUCUGACCCGGCAUGGGACCAUCGUGGUGGACGGGGUGAUGGCGUCCUGUUACGCUGUAGUGGACCAACACUGGCUGGCCCACCGGGCCUUCGCCCCCCUCAGGCUGAUCCACAGCUGGACUGGAAGCACUGGGGGCCACAGCGACGGGAUGCACUGGUACUCACGGGUUUUACACUGGCUGGGCCGGACGCUGCUGGGGCCAGGGCGCCUUCACCCGCUGGGCGUGGCUCAGGAACACACGUGAGGGCAGAAAAACAACACAACUUUGAACCCCAUUUGGGACCAUCAUGGACUUCCUGCUGAGCUGGCAGAAAACCAGUAACAGACUGGAAACCAGGAGAAAGGUUCUGGAUUCAGAGACGUUAAAAGAAAAACACCAGGAAACUAAAAUCCCUUCAAAAUAACUUGUUUUUAUCCUCGUUACGAACAAAGUUUCCUCCAGUUUUAAAGGAAAAGUCCGAUCAGAACAAAAUAAUCAAUGAAUCAUUAUUUAUACCUAAAAUUAAUACGUUUGCGAAAAUAAAAAUAAUUUCAUGGCGAUCACUGAGUCUGGGAGCGGCCAUCU
Messenger RNA from Cyprinodon variegatus (sheepshead minnow), 1866 nucleotides. RefSeq names its product indian hedgehog (gene ihh). The record is from RefSeq and is a predicted model, not a curated record. NCBI's taxonomy places the organism in Eukaryota, Metazoa, Chordata, Actinopteri, Cyprinodontiformes, Cyprinodontidae. Gene Ontology annotation, molecular function: calcium ion binding; patched binding. Bases 313 to 1545 code for a protein of 410 amino acids. Gene Ontology annotation, biological process: cell fate specification; intein-mediated protein splicing; smoothened signaling pathway. The transcript is spliced from 3 exons.